AUCAUGGUUCUUUCGGAUCUCCAUUUCAUUGUCCCCUCCCAGCUCUUUGCCAUUCACAGGGCUGCCAGGCAGGACUGGUGUGUUUUUAAGCAGUGGUAGAAGCUCUGACUACAGACCCCCUAGACAGGCCACUGCUGACGCUCUGCCCUGACCCCAUGUGACAGUGCAGGGAGAAGGCAGGGAGGUGAACCCGGGCUGGCUCCCAGCCCCCUCAGCAUCCUCUCUGCGGCCUUCAGACUGGCUGUAUUGUGGUCGACCUCGUGCCUCCCCAGUGUUGUGAGUGUGCUGGUGUCCCAGUUCCAGAAACAGCCGAGUCUUUGGCCUCCUGGAGGCGUCCUGUUCUCCCCAGGCCAUACAGUCCCGCCACAAGCUCCUGUCCUGGGCUAUUGCACCCCUGGGCUUUUGCCCCCUCCGUCAGGCUGAUCCUACCUUCUGAGCUUAGCCUUCCAACUCCUUGACACAGGAGGCACCCCUAGCCUUGGGAGGCCCCAUUUCUGCCUCAGUCUUAGUCUUUGGGAGGCAUGGUUCCAUUUACACUGUGGCUUCGGAUGGUUUCAUGCCCCACCCUGAGACCAGCCCUCAACUGUUGUGUGUUCUUAGAGCCUCAUGCCUGCUUGUGCUACUGGGUGCUGCCCGUGGGGAUCCCUGAGUGAAUUUACUCAUUCAUUCGUCAGAUAUUUAUCGAGCACCUACUGUAUACCAGGUGCUGGAGAUACAGUGAUGGCCCAAAGUAGGCACAGGCUGUGCCCCCAGGAAAUCCAUAGCCAGAGGGGAAAUGCCCGUUAGUCAAAUGCUCACACAAAGAAGCGUGUUUGUAAACUGAGAAAGGAAUUGGAUUCUGAAAAGAAGUCAGGCUCCUCCUCUUCGGGGUCAGGAAGGUGUCUGAGAGGAAGUGAUGCUUUGAGCUGAAGUCUGAGGGUGAGCAGGAGUUAAUUAGGCGGAGGGGUGGGUGAGGAGGGAGAGAAGGGUCAGCCAGGCACAAAGAAGCACUGUGCAAAGGCCCUGAGGCAGGACGGAAUCUUUGCUUUUGAAAGCUGAAAGGAAGGAAAGCCUUGUGGCUGAAGGCUGAGGAGGCAUGCAGGGCCUGGUGGGUCUGUGAGGAAUUUUAUUUCAUUUAUUUUUAAUUAAAGACUAAAUUUUACUUUAUUAUAAACUUUUCUGUCUGGUGAGGCAUGUCCCAGAUCUUUUUUCUGCUUUUGUUGUAACUAUAGCUUACAUAAAGGACAGAAAGAUACACACACGUCUUUAAGAGGAUGGUGCUGGGGCCACAUGUGUCUGGCCUUCCUGCUGUGACGUCAGGGAUCAGGAGGAGGAGCUAGGAGGCUUACUUUCCUUUUCCUGAAAGGGGAGGGGAUUGAGGCUGAGUGGCCCGUGAUGGAAAGAAGGGAAGUCCAGGGCAGGAGGCCCCUGGGUGAAGGCAGAGGCUAACAUGGGGUUCGGGGCGACCGUGGCCAUUGGCCUGACCAUCUUUGUGUUCUCCGUUGUCACCAUCAUCAUCUGCUUCACCUGCUCCUGCUGCUGUUUGUACAAGAUGUGCCGCCGACCCCGUCCGGUCGUGACCACCACCACAUCCACCACCGUGGUGCACACCCCUUACUCUCAGCCUCCAAGCAUGCCGCCCAGCUACCCCGGACCAACGUACCAGGGUUACCACCCCAUGCCCCCUCAGCCAGGGAUGCCGGCAGCACCCUACCCGACGCAGUACCCACCACCCUACCCAGCCCAGCCCAUGGGCCCACCUGCCUACCAUGAGACAUUUGCUGGAGGUGCAGCCAUGCCCUACCCUGCCAGCCAACCUCCUUACAACCCGGCCUACAUGGAUUCCCCAAAGGCAGCCCCCUGAGCAUGCCCCUGCCUCUCUGGCUGCCACUGUCAUUAUGCCGUGUAUAUAUGAAUGGUUAUGCUGACACAGUUCUUUUCUACCCCAUGGUGUGUGUGUGUGU
Molecule: messenger RNA, 1943 nt
Organism: Trichechus manatus latirostris (Florida manatee)
Lineage: Eukaryota; Metazoa; Chordata; Mammalia; Sirenia; Trichechidae
Gene: SHISA5
Product: shisa family member 5
Exons: 4
Coding region: 1430-1843 (137 amino acids)
Biological process (GO): positive regulation of canonical NF-kappaB signal transduction
Cellular component (GO): endoplasmic reticulum
Source: RefSeq, a predicted model, not a curated record